Molecule: messenger RNA, 840 nt
Organism: Ilex paraguariensis (yerba mate)
Lineage: Eukaryota; Viridiplantae; Streptophyta; Magnoliopsida; Aquifoliales; Aquifoliaceae
Source: the annotation of a GenBank genome assembly
AUGGGGACCUGCAUGUCCGUGCAAGGAAAUGCAAGCUUUCUGAAACGAACCAAACUCAAUCUCAAACCCAUCUCACAAGAAAGCACCAAUGUCCCCCACACACCCACCACCCUCCCCCCACGAUUCUCCCGCCCGAUCACCGUCCUAACAGACCCCUCAGGGGACGACAUUUUCCGGCGUUAUCAAUUCGGAAAAGAGCUCGGUAGGGGAGAGUUCGGGAUCACGUACCAAUGUCUGGACCAAGAAACCGGCGAGUCUGUGGCUUGCAAAAAGAUAUCGAAGAGCAAGCUGAGGACGGAGAUUGACAUAGAGGAUGUGAGAAGAGAGGUUGAGAUCAUGAGGCAUUUGCCGAUGCACCCAAAUAUUGUGAGGUACAAGGCUGUUUAUGAGGAUAAAGAAGCUGUUUAUCUUGUAAUGGAACUUUGUGAGGGUGGUGAAUUGUUCGAUAGGAUUGUGGCCACUGGUCAUUAUACGGAGAGAGCUGCUGCUCUUGUCACCAAAACCAUUGUCGAGGUUGUCAAGGUAUGUCACAGACAUGGAGUGAUACAUCGAGACCUAAAACCCGAGAACUUUUUAUAUGCCAACACCAGUGACAACGCUCCAUUAAAGGCAAUUGAUUUUGGCCUCUCCAUAUUCUUCGAGCCUGGUCAGCGUUUUGGUGAAAUUGUUGGAAGCCCAUAUUACAUGGCCCCAGAAGUACUUAGACGAAAUUAUGGGGCAGAAAUAGAUAUAUGGAGUGCAGGUGUUAUUCUUUACAUCUUACUAUGUGGAGUUCCUCCUUUUUGGGCAGGUAAAUUUCCUUCUUUCACUCGAAUUUAUGAAGGACUAGGGGUAACCUAA